AUGCCUCGAUAAAUUCGAUCAUUGCGUGCUCAUUUGCAGUGGACUUGCACACACGGAGAGGAGUCUUCACUUUAAUUGGAUUCUGGCAAGUACGGAGUCAAAAGCAGCCAUUGAAGAUCGAAAAAGCAUAAAGAGGAUUGAGUACGACCUGCAUGAAGUCCACCUCCAGGACAGUGGCGUCGUCCCCUGUUCUCGAGGCAUUGAUGGGUGAGCAGCCUGUGAGUUUGCUGCAUGCAGAUUCGGUUUCGUCCUUGGUCUUGGAGCUUUUGGUCGAGUUGACUUUCGACGGAUUCAAAAUUAGGAGGAUGGGGAGAGGAGAGAAGAGAAGAUCCGGAGGAGAAUCAAUCGGGCACUAAAUUUGCAAUCUUUCGGACAUGUGGACUCCGAGACACUACUCGCGUGAUGCUGCGCGCGCUGAGAUCGGCGAGUCCGCAUCGGUUUGGCUUUUAAAAUGCGAGGAGGGGCACAUUUCAGCGACGGAAUCGACUUCUGCUAUCGCGCACCGCCGAGAAAUGGCCUCUGGGGCUGGAAGCAUCGGUUGGUCCUGCUGGGUUGUCUCUUGGGAUUAUGACAGGCAGUUCAGACGGCGGGCAUUUGCUGCAGUAUGCCUGCAACAUCGCUGCGGAUUGGCAGCCUAUAGAGUCCCAUCUGGGGGAGAAGAUCUGCACAGUGAUGGCAGCUUUGCCUAUAAAUUCCGCCUUUGCUCUGAUAUGACGUGUAUCUGUGGGGCAGCUUCAGUUUCUUGCUCGCCUUCCGACAAGGGUGUUCAUCACCGCCCGUAAAAAUUGAACCGUGCAACGAUGGAGAUCCAGACGAUGGCCACUUCGGUGCGAGGACCCCAUGAGCUGGAAGAAGAGCAUCACAACAAGCGAAUGAGCUUCGUGAAGACCCAUGCGAUGCGCCUGAGGGACAACGUCCGGUGCAAAAAUUUGUGGCAGGAGACGAGCGGAGCGCUGGGUGAUCUGGGCACAUUCAUACCUAUCCUGCUGGCUCUGGCAUAUGUCAAUGGAGUGGAUUUGGGCACCACUCUUUUGUUUACCGGGGUGUAUAAUAUAGCUACGGGCUUGCUGUUUGGAGUUCCCAUGCCUGUGCAGCCCAUGAAGUCCAUCGCUGCUGUAGCCAUCGCCGAGGGUCCUGAUCGGCUGACGGUGCCUCAGAUCAUGGCCGCAGGUCUCAGCACAGGUGCCGUGCUCACCUUCCUGGGGCUCUCGGGGCUCAUGACCUUGGUGAACAAGAUAGUCCCUCUCCCGGUGGUACGUGGAAUCCAGCUCUCUCAGGGCAUCUCAUUCGGAAUUACUGCUGUCAAGUACAUGCUUAGUAACCAGGACUUCAAGAACAACAAGAGCAAGGGCGAUCGAAUUUGGGGAGGCAGCGACGGACGUUUCCUCGCCCUAGCUGCGUGUAUAUUCGUCAUCCUGUGCACCGGUCCAGGUGGUGGCCGUCAGUGUGGAUGCUCGGCCCAAGAAUCCGAGGUGAAGAGUCGUCAAAGCCAAGAUAGAUUGAGAAAUUCAGCACAAGACAAUGGCGAUGUUAAUGAUGUAGAAUCUUUGGAUAAUAAACCUCAGGAGGAGCCACGCAGGAAAUGGAUAAUUCCGGCAGGCAUCGUCGUUUUCGUGGUGGGAGUGGUGUUGGCGAUUGUCAGGGAUCCCAAGACUUUGGGUGCCUUGAGUCUGGGACCAUCUGCACUGAAGGUUGUGAGCAUCUCCAAGCACGACUGGAAGGUGGGGUUUGUGAGGGCAGCCAUUCCGCAGAUUCCUCUGUCGGUUCUGAACUCGGUGAUCGCAGUUUGCAAGCUCUCGAAUGAUUUGUUUCCCGAGAAGGUUGUGACACCGCUGUCCGUGUCCACCAGCGUGGGCAUGAUGAAUCUGGUGGGCUGCUGGUUCGGAGCCAUGCCCGUGUGUCAUGGUGCAGGGGGCCUCGCAGGUCAGUACAAGUUUGGAGCUAGAAAUGGAUUGGCACCUUUGUUGCUCGGAGCUGCGAAGCUCGUUCUCUCCUUACUGCUGGGUAGCUCUUUGCUUCGUCUGCUUGCAUCUUUCCCGAUCGGACUGCUCGGAGCCAUGCUGCUGUUCUCGGGUGUGGAGCUAGCCAUUGCUUGCCGUGACCAAAAUUCCAACGAAGACGCUUUCAUUAUGAUCGUGUGCACCGUCGUCUCUUUGUCGAAAGCUAGCGCUGCCAUCGGUUUCGCCACCGGAAUGGGCGUCUUCAUUCUCCUGAAGCUCCGUGAAUUGCCCACCGAGUAUCCAAAGUGGAUUCAGUCGGUUCGCAAUUUGACGAAGAAGUCCAGAGUUUGAUGUACAGAAUUUGAUGACGCUGCUUCCAGUUGCUGUCCUCGGUCCCAUUUGUGGAAACGAAACAGACGACUUUUCCAAGGUUUCCCCCAGGGUUUGAAGAAUCGACGUGGAUGUAAUUUGCUGCCUUGUAUAUUCACCAACUGAUGUACUCUUUGACUGCGUAUACUAUAUUCGUGAGCAAGUCGGAUGAAGCUGGUGUCAUUGAAAAAAGUCGAGAAUGCUGUGAUGGUAGUCGAGGCAACCAAACAAAUUCAAAAGAAGUCUGGCCUGGCUGCGAGGAACGAGGUCGAUUGCAGAUAUGGUGAGGUCGAACCAGGUGAAAAUGAGUGUAGAAGGAUGUUACUCCGAUUUAAGAGGAUGUGGAGCUGCGAUCCAGAUUCAUCUGCAUGUACAGAAGACUGUAUUUGUUUUAGCUGUGUAUAUUUCCCUUCUUCGCAUAUGUUUCUGUACUUUUACGACAGGCAAGAGUGUUCAUUGUCGAUCUAGCAAUGGGUAUAGAAAGUAAGUAUCUCUUCAGAAAGGGUAAACAUCUUGUUUACCGCAGUGUAUAUUUCCCUUCUUAGCAUAUGUUUCUAUACCUUUACGACAAGCAAGAGUGUUCAUUGUCGAUCUAGCAAUGGGUAUAGAAGGUAAGCAUCUCUUCAGAAAGGGUAAACAUCUUGUUUACCGCAGAGUUAAUAUAUAUCUAUCAGGAUAUGUGAACAUAGAAAGUUGUUGACAGGUCCUCAGUGUAAGAAGAAGAU
Molecule: messenger RNA, 3034 nt
Organism: Marchantia polymorpha subsp. ruderalis
Lineage: Eukaryota; Viridiplantae; Streptophyta; Marchantiopsida; Marchantiales; Marchantiaceae
Source: the annotation of a GenBank genome assembly